Girardinichthys multiradiatus is the source of this 2479-nucleotide messenger RNA. RefSeq names its product myosin regulatory light chain interacting protein a (gene mylipa). The transcript has 7 exons. The coding region runs from base 109 to 1590 and encodes 493 amino acids. Gene Ontology annotation, cellular component: cytoskeleton. The record is from RefSeq and is a predicted model, not a curated record. Gene Ontology annotation, biological process: ubiquitin-dependent protein catabolic process. Lineage: Eukaryota; Metazoa; Chordata; Actinopteri; Cyprinodontiformes; Goodeidae. Gene Ontology annotation, molecular function: ubiquitin-protein transferase activity.
UUCAUACAGCUGGUGGAGGCAGAUUAGCUAUAAUGAGUGAACGGCGAGAGGAAAGUGAUGAUGUGGAGGGAUUUUAAGGAGGGCAAGAGAAUUGUUUUGUGUUUUUAAAUGGUGGCACACCAAAGACUUUACAAAAGCCAAAAAAUGCUCUGCCACGUUACUCGUCCAGACUCGGUGGUGAUGGAAGUGGAAGUUGACGCGAAAGCGAACGGAGAAGACUGUCUUAAUAAGGUUUGCAGAAAGUUGGGCAUAAUUGAAGUGGACUACUUCGGGCUGCAGUUCACGGGCAGCAAAGGAGAGAACCUGUGGCUGAAUCUGAGGAACCGCAUCUGCCAACAGAUGGACAAUGUGACGCCCUGUCGGCUGAGACUGCGAGUCAAGUUUUUUGUGGAGCCCCAUCUCAUCCUGCAGGAGCAGACAAGAAACCUGUUCUUCAUGCAUGUGAAGGAUGACCUCCACAACGGGCACCUCCGUAUGUGUUCAGAGCAGGCAGAGGAGCUAAGUGCUCUGCUGGCGCAGGCAGAGUUUGGAGACUACAACCAAAACACGGCCCAGUACUCUUAUUCAGAUCUGUGUGGAGAGGAGCCAGACACUGCUACCAUCAACAGCAUCAUCUCCAGACACAAAGCUUUGGAGGGUUUGAGCCAGGCCUCAGUUGAGUAUCAGGCCUUGCAGCUCAUCUCUGCUCUGGAGCAUUAUGGCGUGGAGUGGCACUGGGUCCGUGACGCAAAUGCUCAGAGGCUGGCCAUCGGCGUGGGGCCAGAAGGGAUCACCAUCUGUAAGGAGGAUUUCAGCCUAGUCAACAGAGUAAGCUAUCCUGUCAUCCAGAUUGCCACUCAGUCGGGGAAAAGUGUCUACCUGACUGUAACAAAGGACACAAACGACAGCGUGGUUCUUUUAUUCAAACUAAUCAGUAACCGGGCAGCGAGCGGUCUGUACCGAGCCAUCACAGAGACGCAUGCCUUCUACAGGUGUGAUACAGUUACCAAUGCAGUGAUGAUGCAGUACAGCAGAGACUUUAAGGGUCACUUGGCUUCCCUAUUUCUCAACGAACACAUCAACGUGGGCAAGAAAUACGUCUUCGACAUCAGACGAACCUCCAAGGAAGUGUAUGACCAUGCCCGCCGUGCACUGUAUAACGCUGGCGUUGUGGACUUGGUGUCCCGCACCCAGAGUGGAGAGCGCUCCUCUCCCUCGCACUCCCCGAGUAGGGACAGCCAACAGGACAUGGGGCUGGACUGCAGCAGUUGCCAGCAGAGCAGGGCCCUGCAAGAGCGGCUGCAGAAACUUAAAGAAGCUCUGCUGUGCAUGUUAUGCUGUGAGGAGGAGAUUGAUGCGGCGUUCUGUCCCUGCGGCCACAUGGUGUGCUGCCAGAACUGCGCAAAUCAGCUGCAGCUGUGUCCUGUGUGUCGGUCAGAGGUGGAGCACGUGCAGCACGUCUACCUGCCCACCUGCACCAGCCUCCUCAGCCUGACGCUGAACGACAACCACCAGCACCGCAGCAGCAUCCCCACUCCCAUCCACAGAGACACAGACUGUCCUCAUAGCUGCUCCACCACAGAGUAUGAACACAAGCUCUACCAUGCGUAAAGACUUCAUAAACUCCCGUAAACCCACCAAAACUCCACAAUGAACACUUCAAAACCCCACCAGCUGAGUUUCACAAAGAAGAAACAUUUCUUAUGACUUGAUACUCCACACCCUUGGAUAACUCCCAGCUUUUGUUUUUUACUUUCUUUUUCUUUCCUCAGAAUUGUUUGUUGUGUGUUACUCUGUCAAACACCAUUUCCACACCAUAGCUUGAUUUCUGUUUUUUAGAUUUUUCUCUUAUUGUUGGAUUGAGAUCAGUUGACCUGAUACUGAAUUUAUAAUCCUUGAAUUUGUACUUUUGGUUGCUUUCCUUGCAUUUCUUUGCUUGUGGCUCCAUAAAGCAGCGAUUGUUUAGCAAAGCUAACCAUGAUUGAAUUAAUUUGUAAGUUAUAUUUUUAUGUUUGUCAUUUUAAAAGUCUUGUUUUACUUUGAUUUGAAUAUUAGGUUGUUGGAGAGUAUUUCAGUUUUCUUUUUUUUCCAUGCCAAUGAGAGGAGUAUUUGAAGACUAAGCAGUCCUGUUUCCAAAUAUAGCUCUAGAUACUAAUUGGAUAUAGGAGGCAGUAAGACUACUCGUACUCUUGUCCUUGCUCGCAGACACACUCUAAACCAUUUAACUCCAAAACAGGUCUUAAUCAGAGUAAAACAUUAAAACUGGUUCUUACAGAAUCUAAAGUUGGCGCAAAGCAGGAGCUGCUUCUUCUAAAUGGCCUCUGCUAUAAAUGUCUUCUCUGGGUUUUAGUUUGUUCUCUUGGACAUUUUUAAAGGGUACUAAGAGACAUGUAUGUGCAAUACUUGCUUGCUUUUGCCAAGCAUUUCAUCGUCAGUUUUAUUUAAAUUCAAAGAAUAUUUAAUACAAAAAAGACUUUGCCACUUUACUGAAGUUUUUCAU